Penicillium waksmanii is the source of this 618-nucleotide messenger RNA. RefSeq lists its product as uncharacterized. The transcript is spliced from 3 exons. Gene Ontology annotation, cellular component: outer membrane. NCBI's taxonomy places the organism in Eukaryota, Fungi, Ascomycota, Eurotiomycetes, Eurotiales, Aspergillaceae. The record is from RefSeq and is a predicted model, not a curated record. The coding region runs from base 1 to 618 and encodes 205 amino acids.
AUGGCUGACCCCUACAAUCCCUACACUUCAUAUCCAACGCCUACUCCCGGGUGGGGCGCAUAUCCGCACCAGCAGCCCCCAUACAGCAAUGCCGACUAUGGUGGUGUGGCAUCGCCGGAUCAAAACUACAAUUAUGCUCCGCAGUCGAGUCAAUACCACCUUCAGCCGGAAGGAUACCAGAGCAAUGCGCCCAACAGAAGUUACACGCCGGUAGGACAACCAGAUCACCUCGGUCCGGCCAGCGCUCCAGGGAUACCAUUUCAUGAUAGUGGAAAGGUCCCCGAGAAUGCGGGAUACUACGAUGGCCACCCAGCCGAUGAACCGAGAUACACACCGUCACACAGCCCGCGCCCACCCCCGGUGUACGUGUCGGAGGCAGAUAAUACCCGACCUCACGACAAGGAGAGUCGGGACUCAAACCGGGGUGCAGAAGAUCUCGAGGGCGACCGUGGAUUUGGAGGGUCUCUGGCUGGUGGAGCCGCGGGUUAUUACUUCGGACACAAGAAAGAUCAUGGUAUCCUGGGUGCGAUUGGCGGGGCUAUCAUCGGAAACUUGCUUGAAGACAAAACGAAGAAGCAUGAGAGGCCCCCCCUCGCCAUCCUUAUCGUCGCAUGCUAG